AAAAGAUUAAGAAACUAUAUACAGUUCAAUAUAUGACGGGAAUAAUAUUAUUUAAUAUAAUUCAAUUACAGGAUGUGGUCUCUUUCACUGUUUUAUUAUUGGAUUAUGUGGCAUGUGUGCAAUUGCAGAAGCUUGCGUUCUUCCAACUAUUCUAAUUGUAGUUCCAUUCAUGGCAUGUGAUUUAAGUCUAAGUGCAAGUCAAGCAACUACUGUGCACGCUACGUUAACAUUAGGAAUGGCUGUAGGAGGAUUUCUAUUCGGAAUAAUAAUCGAUGCAAGUGGACGUAAGAGUUCCAUUCCUAUUACUAUGAUCGUUGUAUUUUGCGCUACUAUCAGUUUAUCCUUUGCGCAAACUACAUUUCUGAUAUACAUUUCAACAUUUAUACUUGGAUUAGGAUUAGCUGGUAAUAAUGUGGUUUUAAGAGUAUAUCUAAUCGAAUUACUGCCCAUGAAACGAAGAGGCUUUUGUUUAGUUAUUUUGGAUGUAUUAGGAAUCCUUAGUUACAUAUCUAUUUUAGGAAUGUCAUGGCUGCUAAUGCCUUCGAUCUUAUUAUUCCAAAAUAAAAAAUUUCGACCAAAUUCUUGGCGAGUCCUUACAGGAUUAGGAGGUAUACCAAAUUUGAUUAUAGCGUGUGCGACUAGUUUGCUGCCGGCAAGUCCAAGAUAUUUGCUUUAUCGGCGACGGCAUGAGGAAGCAUUAUCGAUAUUACGACAAAUUUAUGCAAUUAAUAAUUCGAAACACGUCGAUACUUUCGUACUUUCACUAAGCAAUUUGGAAAACUGUGUUAAACAAAUUGAAGAGGAAGACGAGGAAACGAAUAAUAUGAUCAGAACGAUACAUAAAUUUUGUAUUAAAACAUAUAAACGUAUUCGAGAAAUAUGUAAAUCAUUUAAAUAUACUACAAUAUUAGGAAUUUGUACUAAUUUUCUGCAAUUUCCGGGGAUUAUGUGGGUUGCUCUCUGGAGUGCACAAAUCCUACAGCAAACCGAGAAUUUUCACAAAUCGUCAAAGAAGGAUUACGCAUGCGUCAUUGAUAUAGAAGACAUGGCGUUAGGGUUUUUGCGUAAUUGUCAAGAGGUGGACAUGGAUCGUUUUCGAAUGCUUUUGUAUUUAUCAUUGAGCUAUUUAGUAGCAGAAAUUUUAUUGGUAAUUGGAAUCGAUGUUGUGGGUAGAAAAAUAUUUCUAGUGUUUUCGGGUGUAGUGGGAGCAACAGCAUGCCUGGGCUUAUUGUUUACAGUUCAUAACGUAAUACAACUCGUUCUUUUACUGAUUAUAUUAGCAACUUACGUAAUUGGUCGUACAACAGCGUCGAUAAUCUUACUGGAAAAUUAUUUUACUGGCGUAAGGGGUACGAUCAUCGGUUUAUCUAGAAUAUUUCCAUACUUGGUCGGUAGUUUUAGUAAAUUAUUUCUAAAUGUACAGUGCGCUUCUAGCAUCAUCGUUAUGUUGGGAAUUUUAAUGAGCGCUGCCGUUGCAGGAUCACGAAUGACUGAUCUAACCCGGUUACCGAUGCAAGAAUAACUCGUUAACAUUCUUCUAUGGUCUUAUAUAAUCUUGAUAAAUUAUGGAUUAUUAUUACUUUUAUUGCAUCAUGAUUGUGAGCAUAAUGUAUUACAAAUCUGCUAUGGAGAGAAUAAAAAUUUUUUUUUUAUACAAAAAAUGCAUUUUAC
Messenger RNA from Apis dorsata (giant honeybee), 1671 nucleotides. RefSeq names its product organic cation/carnitine transporter 7-like. Gene Ontology annotation, biological process: transmembrane transport. The transcript is spliced from 9 exons. The record is from RefSeq and is a predicted model, not a curated record. Gene Ontology annotation, cellular component: membrane. Gene Ontology annotation, molecular function: transmembrane transporter activity. NCBI's taxonomy places the organism in Eukaryota, Metazoa, Arthropoda, Insecta, Hymenoptera, Apidae. The coding region runs from base 113 to 1522 and encodes 469 amino acids.